Carassius auratus (goldfish) is the source of this 5136-nucleotide messenger RNA. It is a transcript of the gene edc3, whose product is annotated as enhancer of mRNA decapping 3 homolog (S. cerevisiae). Bases 196 to 1704 code for a protein of 502 amino acids. The record is from RefSeq and is a predicted model, not a curated record. Gene Ontology annotation, molecular function: mRNA binding. Gene Ontology annotation, biological process: deadenylation-independent decapping of nuclear-transcribed mRNA; P-body assembly. Gene Ontology annotation, cellular component: P-body. NCBI's taxonomy places the organism in Eukaryota, Metazoa, Chordata, Actinopteri, Cypriniformes, Cyprinidae. The transcript has 7 exons.
CAGAUUCAAAGCUGAGACUCGCUCAGUGAAUCAUAAUAGAAGAAGCCUUUCACGCAUUCGAGCUCUUCAGAAGAGUUAAUCAAAAAUAUAUUUCAGUAUACCAGUUUUUUGUUUAUUCAACGGAUUUACUUUUGACAACAGGUGAGGACUUACAUUACAAGUUUCAUUUGACCGACGACGAUAAAAUUGGUCAGAAUGGCAGCAGACUGGGUUGGCUGUCUUGUUUCUAUCCACUGUGGAGCAACUUUAGGAGUGUAUCAAGGAGAAGUGUCUUCAGUAGAUCAGACCAGCCAGACCAUCUCUCUCAGACAUCCCUUCCACAAUGGAGUCAAGUGCACUGUGCCCGAGGUCACCUUCAGUGCCAUGGACAUUAAAGAUCUCAAAAUCCUGGAGAUCCAUAAGAGUUCCACUGAAGUCCCAAAGCAGAAUGGUCCAGACACCAGCUCCACAGUGACUCUCGUUAGCGGACGCAAGGAUAAGGGUGGUGGUGGCGCCCCGGUCAGUAGCACUCCUGUGAUGGUCCCUAAUAAAACCGAACCCAAACCACAGGAAGGAGGGGUGUCUCCGGUGCCACACUACUCAAAAAGUUACGGUGAACGUCACAUGGACAUGGCUGUCCAAAGUAAAGGCUUUAGACGAAGACACAACUCUUGGUCGUCUAGUUGCAGAGGCCCAAAUCAGGCCACGCCCAAAAAGAAUGGGUUGAAGAACGGAGGUCAUAUGAAGAACAGAGACGAUGAGUGUUUUGGAGACGGUAUGGACGAUGUUCCCGAUGAGGACUUUGAUUUUGAGGGGAACCUGGCGCUGUUCGACAAGGCUGCGGUGUUCUCGCAGAUCGAUUCGUCAGAACGCCGAGGCAACGGCGCGAGAUCUCGAGGAACGCCUGGAGAGCAAACGCCAUCACGAUACCGGCACGACGAGAACAUCCUAGAAGCCAAACCCGUCGUCUACAGACAGAUCACGGUUCCACAGAAUGGAACCAAAGAAUAUAGCACUGACUCAGGGCUGGUGGUACCCAGCAUCUCUUUCGAGUUGCACAAGCGUUUAUUAGCUGCGGCAGAAAGUCAUGGUCUCUCUCUGGAGCGCAGGCUUGAGAUGACGGGCAUAUGUGCGAGUCAGAUGGCCCUCACGCUACUUGGAGGCCCGAACAGACUUACCCCAAAGAAUGUACAUCAGCGGCCCACGGUGGCCCUGCUGUGUGGACCACAUGUCCAGGGCGCUCAGGGCAUCAGCUGUGGCCGUCACUUGGCCAACCAUGAAGUGGAGGUCAUCCUUUUCCUGCCAAACUUCGUCAAGAUGUUGGAGGCCAUCACCAGCGAACUUGCACUUUUCGGGAAGACGGGAGGCAAACUGGUUUCUAAUGUGAAAGACUUGCCCGAGACGCCAGUUGACCUGGUCAUAAACUGCCUGGAUUCGCAUGAAAACGGAUUCUUGAGGGAGCAGCCCUGGUACAAGGCCGCCGCCGACUGGGCCAAUCAGAACCGAGCCCCGGUACUGAGCAUCGACCCUCCAGUAAGUGGACAGGCACAUGCCGUGGAAGCAAAAUGGUCACUUUCCCUGGGCCUCCCACUGCCUCUCUCCGAGGGGGCCGGCAGAGUCUACCUGUGUGACAUCGGCAUUCCCAGACAGGUGUUCCAGGAAGUGGGGAUCAAAUACCACUCCCCCUUCGGAUGUAAAUUUGUCAUCCCGCUGCACUCCGAAUAAGCCGUUGACUUUCACGGUCAAGGCUUUCUGAACCUGCCUUAAAGAUUUUAAGAAUGAACGGACCUCGGUUUGAAUGUUGCAGCAGAACUGGAACUUCUCAGUCUGUAUUUUUCUCAAGUUCUUCUAUACUUCUGUGCUUAUUCUCCUCAAAGGGAAGUGACGGAAACAAUACCAGCUCUCGUGACAAACCUGAUAUGUUCAAAGCAGAACCAACAUCAGUAUACUCGCCAUCUGAUGCAUUCUAACAGUCUUACAAUAAUCUUUCAAACAGCCGUUUUAAUACACAAGGCUGAUUUAUUUAUUUAAAUCUUUUUGGGGAGGGAAAUGAGAAAACUUUCAUAACCCAUUAAAUGUGCAGUUAUGUCACAAAAACAGCAACUGGCUUACACUUUCAAAUAAAAAUUUCCUGAUCAUUUACUCGCCCCCAUGUCAUCCAAGAUGUUUACGUCUUUCUUUCUUCAGUCGGAAAGAAAUUAAGGUUUUUGAUGAAAACAUUCCAGGAUUUCUUUCCUUAUAGUGGACUUCCAACGGCUUCCAGACAGUUAAAGGUCAAAAUGAGUUUCGGUGCUUCAAAGCGCUCCACACAAUCCCAGAAGAGGAACAAGGGUCUUACCUAGCGAAAUCUUCAUUGUCAAAAAAAAUAAAAUUAAAAGCAUAUGCUUUAUAAUCAGAAAUACUCUGCUUGCACUGCUCUGCGAUGCACAUCCACGACUUGACGUAAUACAUCAUCACACUGAAAAGGUCACGCGUGACGUAGGCAGAAGUACCAACUUGGUGUUUACAAGCCGUAAACUUAUUAACAUUUUAUGUGUGUCAUUGAACAUACAACAACAUUGGAACGGUCCUCCUCCUCCACAUUUGUAAACACUGAGUGAGUCAAGCGUGACUUUAUCAAUGUGAUUAUGUAUUACGUGAAGUCAUGGACGGGCAUCACAGAGCAGUGCAAGGCGAGCUUUUCUGUUUAUAAAGCAUAUACAAUUAUUCUUUUUUUUUUUUUUUUUUUUUAUGACCAUUUCGCUAGAUAAGAACCGUAUUCCUCAUCUGGUAUUGUGUAGAGCGCUUUGAAGCUGCACUGAAAAUGUCAUUUUGACCUUUAACCGUUUAGUAGCCGUUGAAGUCCACUAUAAGGAGAAGAAUCCUGGAAUGUGUUCAUGAAAAACCUUUGAAAAAAUAAAAAUAAACUGUUUGACUGAAGAAAGAACAACAUAAUCAUCUCGAAUGACAUGGUGGUGAGUAAAUGAUCAAGAAAUUUUAAUUUGAAAGUGAACUAAUCCUUUCAUGCGACUUAAUUGGUCUUAUGGCAUUUUUGAAUCAUAUUUUAUCCAAAAAAAAAAAAGCUUUUAGUUCAUAAUUGCAGAUGCUGACUUAAAUUUGUCCCAUAGAAAACAAAUCUGCAUUAGAUGGGGGUUUCGUCCCCCCUUUUCUUUCUUUUUGUGCCAGAUUGAUCAAAGUCAGUGUCAAGGCACUGAGAGUUCAUUGCAUGCUAAAUUUCUUACAAAGUGUUAUUUGCUUUGUCGACCAAGCCCAGUGUGCUGUAAAUAUGUCAGAUUGACUGGGAUCUUAGCAGUGAUAAAUUGUUGCACACUUGAAUGUUAAGGUAAGUGUACUAAAAAACUAGUUUGGGAUGUUGGUUGCCAUUGGACCAAUUCUGAGCAUUUAAAAGCAAUCAUUGGCCAAUACCACCAGUUUUCUACCGCAAAAUUCAUUACUGUGCUUUACCUCAUUUGCAUUAGUUUCAGUUCUCAGUGCUCACAAAUAAGCAGCUUAUGAAAUCCGGUUUUAAAUGGGUUUCAUAUUGAGUCAGCACAGCCUGUUUGGUUAGCACAAACAAGGAUCUUUUAUUAAGAAAGAUGCUCCAUGUGUUGCAAUAAACCUGCUUGCUGAAAUUGAUUUGUGAUUUUAUUACAGGUUGUAUUAUUAUGCGCACAACAAACCCAUAACACAGUGUGUGCUGCACACUCAGUUCUUUUGGGUAAUGAAUGAGUUUUGCAAAAGCACUGAUGAGGACAGGAGUGGAAAUAUUUGUUUGAAUCUGCAGAUUACCGUAUGCCUUCAGUUUGAAUGAGAGGCACUUACGACUCGCAAAUCCUCUAUAAAAGAUCCAUAUGCAACAAUAAUGAACUUAAAAUUGUUACAAAACUGACACCAGGAAAUAAUGUACUGCUUUCAUCAGACUAAUUUACUUUUUUACUAAAUGUUUUUUCAUUGAAGCUUCAUCGUGACGGCUUCUGAAUUUGACUAGCAAAUAUUUUGUGUUCUUUUUUUUCUCUCAAAAUUAAAUUAGAUUCCUUUUCGAGUGUUUUAUCUCAGUUUUCUGGUCAUAAGCCACGGCGCUUUUUUUUUUCUUUUUCUUUAUGUUAGUUAAGCUAUGUACAAUCUAGGGGUAACCUCAUUGGAGUUGACCACCCCAGAUGUCUAAUUUGUCUUGUCACAAGUGUUUAGAUAAACUAGAAACCAACAGACCUUACACAUCACCUUUUCUCAUUCUUGAGGAAAUUAUAAAAUUCUUGGCUUUUUUUUCCCCCUCUUUUCUUUUCACUGUUGAUGUUUGUGUCUGUAAGGUCAUUCAUUGGUGAUCCUCUGGCUCCUUGAAAUUGGCUUUUGAGCUUAAAAACAAAGACGCCAUAAAAAAGAGAGGCCGUUAUUGGGCACAUUAAUAAGUUAAUGAUAAUAUUGAGAUUGCACUGUCACAGUCUUAUGGUGUAUAAAUACAGAUAAUCAAACAUGUAUGUCUAAUAAUACAGCAGAAACAGCACUAAAAGAGCUUCAAGUUGGUGCCAAAAUCACUUUUUGCGACUUGUUACUUGAGAUUAAAAAAAAAUUAUUAUUACUGCUGUACAAUUUUUUUUUUUCUUUUUCAUUUGGUUUGCAAAAAACAAAACUAAUUGGUUCUAAUUGGUCGUAAUAUUCAGUUGAAUAUUGUUUGAUACCCAAGCACUACGUGUGCUUACAUGUAUGGUAAAAUGUAGUUUGAUAUAAAUCAUUCCUCUGUAGGAGUUUGCUUCUAAAAUCUGACCAAACAAAAAAAAUGUGGAAAAUGUUUUGUUGUUCUACGGUGACGUUCAUUUGUGUGGCUCCCCCACAGUGAUGUCAUCAAACAUGCCUCUGAAGGCUUGAGGGGGUUUUGUUCAGUGUCAAAAGUUGAAAGCUACUUUUUGGUUUCUUUCCACAGGUUUCCAUUCUUACGCCUUUUUCUUGACAAAAGCAUGAGGUAAAGGUUGUUGGCAUUGCGUCAUUUUAUCAUUUAUCUCUGCACCUGUUGUAUAAGGCAAAACACGAUUCAAUAUUGGUUUAUACAGCAACAUUGUUACUAUUAAUUGUAAAUUAGUGACAUAUCUGUUCAGCAUAGUUCUGAUAUCACUGGAAACCUUACAUGCCUAACAUUGUCGACUUUGAAGUGUAAGGAUUGAAUAAAAAAAAAUGGAAACAUAA